Populus nigra (black poplar) is the source of this 2477-nucleotide messenger RNA. RefSeq lists its product as uncharacterized. Bases 295 to 2274 code for a protein of 659 amino acids. The record is from RefSeq and is a predicted model, not a curated record. Gene Ontology annotation, biological process: cell surface receptor signaling pathway. The transcript has a single exon. NCBI's taxonomy places the organism in Eukaryota, Viridiplantae, Streptophyta, Magnoliopsida, Malpighiales, Salicaceae. Gene Ontology annotation, molecular function: protein binding.
GAGAAAAUUACGUUUGACCAUUACAACUCCUGCCCCCUCUUCCUUUCACAAAACUCACCGGCCACCACCACCAGAACAACCACUAUCUAAACCACCACCAGCUAAGGUGGAUGCAAAGUUAUCAGGCAUAGAGAACAUAAAUAGCCGCACAACCAAUUGGCUCUUCUCAGGGACACACAAAGGACACAGAAACAACGCAUCAAGACCCUUUUGUCUCCCAAGAAUUCUCGAUUGUGAAUUAUUUCCUAACAAGCCUCGUUGAUUUGAGCUCUACGAUUCUAGUCCGCUUGGGCCAUGGCGGACAUCGUGAAAGAGAUCUUGGCAAGGCCAAUACAAUUAGCAGACCAAGUCACAAAAUCAGCAGAUGAGGCACAAUCUUUCAAACAAGAUUGUCUAGAACUCAAAGCCAAAACAGAGAAGCUUGCUGGGCUUUUACGCCAAGCCGCUCGUGCCAGUAAUGAUCUUUACGAACGUCCAACGAGGCGAAUCAUCGAUGACACCGAACAAGUCCUCGACAAGGCCCUCACUCUUGUUAUCAAAUGCCGCGCCAGCGGAAUUAUGAAACGAAUGUUCACUAUCAUCCCUGCUGCCGCAUUUCGAAAAAUAUCGACGCAGCUAGAAAAUUCAAUAGGAGAUGUUUCUUGGCUCUUGCGAGUCUCAGCUCCCGCUGAUGAUCGCGACGAUGAGUAUUUAGGCUUGCCUCCUAUUGCCGCCAAUGAGCCAAUUCUGUGUCUCAUAUGGGAACAAAUUGCAAUACUUUAUACGGGGAGUUUAGAAGACAGAUCGGAUGCUGCAGCUUCAUUGGUUUCCUUGGCUAGAGAUAAUGACAGGUACGGAAAGUUGAUUAUAGAGGAAGGUGGGGUUGCACCAUUGUUAAAGUUGGCUAAAGAUGGCAAAAUGGAAGGUCAGGAAAAUGCUGCCAGAGCUAUUGGGUUAUUAGGACGUGAUCCGGAAAGCGUCGAACAGAUUGUGAAUGCUGGGGUUUGCACCGUGUUUGCCAAAAUCCUCAAAGAAGGUCACAUGAAAGUUCAGGUUGUGGUGGCUUGGGCUGUUUCUGAAUUAGCUGCACAUCAUCCGAAAUGCCAAGACCAUUUUGCGCAAAACAACACAAUUCGAUUUCUCGUCAGUCAUCUUGCGUUUGAGACUGUCCAAGAACACAGCAAGUACGCAAUUGCAAGCAAAAAUAAAAUGUCGAUUCAUUCAGUUUUGAUGGCUACUAGUGAUACUAGUCCCGAUGAAGAUGAACCCGCCACAAAAAUUCAUCAUCCAGUGGAUAAUAAAACUCCUACUCCAAUCCAGAUGCACAGUGUGGUGGCCAAUACCAUGGCAAUGAGAAGUCAGACUCUUAGCAAUAACAAACCAACACAAACCCAAACCCAAACCCAAAAUCUCUCAACAAAUCACCCCAAUACUAAUCAUUCGAACCAUGCUAAAGGCAACCACAAUAUUCCGAAACAACAGCAUCAUCACCAUGUGUCAUUGGCCGGGACUAGCAUCAAGGGUAGGGAAUUUGAAGAUCCUGCUACCAAAGCACAAAUGAAGGCAAUGGCAGCAAGAGCACUUUGGCAACUCGCAAAGGGAAACGUCACCGUAUGCCGUACCAUCACAGAGUCAAGAGCGCUUUUAUGCUUUGCAGUUUUGUUAGAGAAAGGUCAUGAUGAAGUUCAAUCCUAUUCAGCAAUGGCAUUGAUGGAAAUAACAGCAGUAGCUGAACAAAAUUCUGACUUGAGACGCUCCUCGUUCAAGCCCACAUCCCCUGCUGCCAGAGCAGUUGUUGAUCAGUUACUAAAAGUGGUUGAGAAAGCAGUCUCGGACCUCCUCAUACCAUGCAUCCAAGCUAUUGGCAACUUGGCUAGGACAUUUAGAGCAACAGAAACCAGGAUGAUUGGGCCAUUGGUGAAGCUAUUAGACGAAAAGGAACCUGAGGUUACAAUGGAGGCAGCAAUUGCCCUGAACAAGUUCGCAUCGCCAGAAAAUUUCCUCUGCGUGAAUCACUCCAAGGCUAUUAUUGCUGAAGGAGGUGCCAAACACCUAAUUCAACUUGUUUACUUCGGUGAACAAAUGGUUCAAGUUCUCUCUUUGAUUCUCCUUUGCUACAUUUCAUUGCAAUGCCCUGACAGUGAGGUUCUUGCGAACGAAGAGGUCCUUAUUGUGCUAGAGUGGUCAACAAAGCAGGCUCAUUUGUUACAAGAACCUGAAAUCGAAUCUUUGUUACCGGAAGCAAAGAGUAGAUUGGAACUGUAUCAAUCAAGAGGUUCGAGAGGAUUCUAUUAACUCAAUACCUUCAUGCAGCGUGAUGAAAUUCUUCCAUCUUUUUCCUGUUUUUGUUCUUUUUCAGUGUACAUAAAUUAGCAUUACUGUUAUCAUUAAUGUCGUGGUAACUAAUUGCUUAGGAAGGUAACAAAAGCUUCUCGCAUUCAAUUUCAAUUGUUAACCAACAUCUUCUAAUUAUCUCCUACCGAGGAGCCUGUUUUUCA